UCAUGCUGGGUGGUACACAGACCAUCGCGAAUCGCAUUAAAUUUGAUCCGUUGCAGAUUACACACUGCUCCCUUCGCAUCAUCCGCAGCUGUAGUUGAAGGCUCUAGAAACGUCUAGAGACGUAACGUUGCAACUGCGUCAGUACUGUUAUUCUCAGCCGGGGAUACGCAACACGUUCCGGACUAUAGUCCUCAGACUACAAGCGUCCACACUGGUGGUUUGUGGGCAGCAUUCCUUCAUUUUGCAGGCAUUACAAGUAUUUUCACCUGGCUGAUUUAUCUGCGUAGAAGAAGCUCACUUCACUGCGAGACAUGCAUCCAGCAACUGCCAAAUGGUACGACAGGAGGGACUCCGUUUUUAUAGAGUUCUGUGUAGCAGACAGCAAAGAUGUUAAAGUCAAUUUUGAUAAAACCAAGUGUGUUUUCAGUUGUCUUGAUGGAACUGAUAAUGUCAAACACGAGAAUGAAAUAGACCUGUUUGAAGCCAUUGAUGAAAAUGAAUCCAAACAUAAACGUACAGAUCGGUCAGUGUUGUGCUAUUUACGAAAAGCACAGCCAGGGAAGUCGUGGCCGAGGCUAACAAAAGAGAAGGCUAAGCCGAGUUGGCUCAGUGUCGACUUCAACAACUGGAAAGACUGGGAGGAUGACUCAGAUGAGGAGACAGGCAACGAUGAUCAGUUCUCUGAUAUGAUGCACAGCAUGGUAGAUGAGAAUGACCUAAAUGACGGUGCAGAUGAUGAUGAGUCCCCAGAUAGUGAUGAGGAGCCAUUGCCAGGUUUGGAAUAGGAGCCUGUAAGACUCUGGAAAGAAAAUGGAUGAACAGAGGGCAAGAUGAAUCAUAAGAAGUGUAUAUCUUGACAUUGAAGGCAGUGACAAAGAACUGUACAUAUGAGUCGGUAGCCAUAUUUAAAUCCAUAGCCUCAGCUCCAAACUCUUGACCGAUCAGUCCACUGAAGGUUGAUAUGCAUGGUAUUGUACAGAACAGCUAUCUCCACUUCCAUUUGCUGUACUGCACCUUUUGGGUAUCUUGUUUUACUGUCAAAUAUUACAAGUAAGCACACAUUAUUUGUUGGAAAAGCUGUAUAGUUGUCUGAGCAAUAUGUGUGAAGAGACUUAAAAUUUGUUUUCAAAUAAAUUGUGGUUUGAAAUGAUUAGGUCCAACCAUUCCAAAUGUUGUGGUUUUAAGUCAGUCGUCCAGUGUAACUUAUUUCUUGACUUAAGAAAACACUAGCAUCAGAAGAAUUAUCAUUCACUGAUUGGGUUCCUCUAAAGCCUUCCAUGUGCCGUGAAUUAAAUAUCCAGGAAGCCAGUCUUUGUUUCUGUGGCUUAACCUUCCAGUUUACAUGUUACCCUUCACAUAUGGUUUAAUGUUCGUAAAAUUGGCAUAUUCUGAAAUCAUUCCAAACGUUUUUUCAUCUUCUCAGUCACCUACUGAAUGAAUUAUCACAUUUAGUAUCUUAACAGUUCUUCUCUCCAUACUGACCUAACAUGCACCCUCAUGUUAGACUGCAGAAGCAAAGUGGAAAUGUUUUGCAGCUGAUCAUGAGGUCUGAAGCUUGGUUUUUACUCAGCGUUGUUUGGUUUGUUGCUAUUUUCCGGGUUCUUUCCGUUUGUUCAUCUAGAAUGAUCCUCCCUUGUUUGUGAGGGAGUGUUGGAACGUUAGGCGACAUGUAAUGACCAAAUUAUAUUUGCACUGUCAAUAAAAUGUUCGGGCAGACAAUAGAUGUUGAAUUACAGUGGAAAUUCUUUUUUUAUUGUCUACAUCUUUCUAAUAAACUGUUCAAGAAUCA
Messenger RNA from Scatophagus argus, 1789 nucleotides. RefSeq names its product prostaglandin E synthase 3-like. Gene Ontology annotation, cellular component: nucleus; cytosol. Gene Ontology annotation, biological process: prostaglandin biosynthetic process; protein folding; telomerase holoenzyme complex assembly. Lineage: Eukaryota; Metazoa; Chordata; Actinopteri; Scatophagidae. The record is from RefSeq and is a predicted model, not a curated record. The transcript has 8 exons. Gene Ontology annotation, molecular function: Hsp90 protein binding; prostaglandin-E synthase activity; protein-folding chaperone binding. Bases 312 to 785 code for a protein of 157 amino acids.